UCUGAGCAGGAGUCAGUCGUUAGUCCUCCCAUCGCUGCUGUUUGACACCAGGAGGAGCAGCAGGAUGGAGGUCUCCCCAGCUCAGCCCGACUGACCCGUCUCCACAUCCCUCUCUUCAGCUACACCAGUUCCUACGGGAUCCUGAUCGUCCCCCGUGUCCUGGACACCAGACGUCAGACUUCUCCAGAGGCUGCAGGACGACCGCACAGCGAGGCGUUCCCCCAUGAUUCGCCGUGAGAGGAGACGUUUCGGUCCCGGACAGUCGAGGAUCAGCAGCAGCAGUCCCGUCCACGGCCCCCCCGCUGCACACAACACCAACAACUCCAACAACACCAACAACUCCAACAACAACGAUAAGAAGGAUGACAAGAAGGAUGACAAGAAAGAUGACAAGAAAGACGCAAAGAAAGAUGACAAAAAAGAAGAGCCGAAGGAGGUGUGGAUCUUGGAUCCGGCCACGGACACGUACUACUACUGGCUCUGCACGAUCUCCAUCCCCGUCUUCUACAACCUGAUGUUACUGGUGGCCAGGGCGUGUUUCAACGAGCUGCAGUACACAAACACAGACCUGUGGAUGGUUUUGGACUACAGUUCGGACGUCCUCUACUACCUGGACACCUUCGUGAGGCUCAGGACAGGUUUUCUCGAGCAAGGACUUCUCGUGAAGGAUCCAAAAAUCCUGAAAGAGACGUACAGCAAGACCCGCCAGUUCAAACUAGACGUCAUAUCCAUCCUUCCCACCGACGUCAUGUUCCUCUACCUCGGAGUGGACAACCCCGAGUGGAGGUUCAACCGCCUCUUCAGGUUGGCCCGGCUCUUUGAGUUCUUCGACCGGACUGAAACCCGCACCAACUUCCCAAACAUCUUCAGAAUCGGUAAUCUGGUACUUUACAUCAUCAUCAUUAUCCACUGGAACGCCUGUCUCUACUUUGCAAUCUCCAAGACACUGGGGUUUGGAUCGGACACCUGGGUAUAUCCAGCCUUGAACAAUAAAGAGUACGCCCGGCUGGCUCGCCAAUACGUCUACUGUCUCUACUGGUCUACCCUCACCUUGACGACUAUCGGUGAGACGCCACCUCCGGUCAGGGACUUCGAAUACUUCUUUGUGGUGGCCGACUUUCUCACCGGAGUCCUGAUCUUCGCCACAAUCGUAGGCAACGUCGGUGCCAUGAUCUCCAACAUGAAUGCCGCGCGCGUGGAGUUCCAGGCCAAGAUCGACUCCAUCAAACAGUACAUGGAGUUCCGUAAAGUCACCAAAGACCUGGAGAUUAGGGUGGUGAAGUGGUUCGACUACCUGUGGACGGAGGAGAAAACCUGCGACGAGAAGCAGGUGUUGAAGAAUCUGCCGGACAAACUAAAGGCUGAGAUCGCCAUCAACGUGCACCUGGAGACGCUCAAGAAGGUGCGCAUCUUUCAAGACUGUGAAGCCGGUUUGCUUGUGGAGCUGGUGCUGAAGCUGCAGCCGCAAGUGUUCAGUCCUGGCGACUACAUCUGCAAGAAGGGCGACAUCGGCAGGGAAAUGUACAUCAUCAAGGGAGGGAAGCUGGCCGUGGUGGCAGACGAUGGAGUUACCCAGUUUGUGGUUCUCAGUGAUGGUGCAUACUUCGGAGAGAUCAGCAUCCUCGGGAUCAAGGGUAGUAAGGCAGGAAACCGGAGAACGGCAAACAUCCGCAGCGUUGGGUACUCGGAUCUCUUCGCCCUGUCCAAAGAUGAUCUGAUGGAGGCGCUAACGGAGUAUCCUGAUGCUAAAUACGCUCUGGAGGAGAAGGGACGGGCUAUUCUGAUGAAGGAUAACCUCAUAGACGAGUCACUGGUCUCGGCUACUGACGCUAAAGACUUGGAGAAUAAAGUCGAUCAGAUUGAAGCGAGUGUGGAGAUAAUGACGACCAAAUUUCGAAAGCUUAGUAGUCAAUAUGAAUCCUCUCAGCGCAAAAUCAAGCAGCGGCUCACGAAUUUAUCCAACCAGGUCCGGACCCUGUGAUACCACGAGUAAAGCUUGACUAUAGCCAGUACUGGAGUUGUAAAAAUAAAUCAGGGGGGGUGGUGGAUUUUAUCAUAUGGGGACAGAUAAUUUGUGCUGAUUACAAAUAAUAUAAUAUAGUACAAAUAAUAGCAGUGACCAAAACAGCUGCAGAAAUACUGCAGGAAUGACAUAGCAGCAGUUAAAUGCAGCCUUCUGUAAGCUUUAAAUAUCCACUGGGCUUACAUCAAAUACAUCAAAACACAACAAUAAAAAACAGUUUUCUGAACUUAUCAAUAUGACUCUGUCCUUCACAGGAUAAGUAACAUGGAUCACUGCAAAAACUAACAAUCUUAACAAGAAUAUUUGUCUUAUUUCUAGUUAAAAUGUCUCAUUUUAGUCAAUAAAUCUCAUUACACUUAAAACAAGACUCAUC
Cololabis saira (Pacific saury) is the source of this 2396-nucleotide messenger RNA. Its product is annotated as cyclic nucleotide-gated channel cone photoreceptor subunit alpha-like. Gene Ontology annotation, cellular component: plasma membrane; intracellular cyclic nucleotide activated cation channel complex. NCBI's taxonomy places the organism in Eukaryota, Metazoa, Chordata, Actinopteri, Beloniformes, Belonidae. Bases 224 to 1981 code for a protein of 585 amino acids. The transcript has 7 exons. Gene Ontology annotation, biological process: monoatomic cation transmembrane transport. Gene Ontology annotation, molecular function: cGMP binding; intracellularly cGMP-activated cation channel activity; intracellularly cAMP-activated cation channel activity. The record is from RefSeq and is a predicted model, not a curated record.